UGAAGUGGAGCAGCAGGUACCAACAGCAGACAGGAGAAGUUCUGUCCUCCCCAUGGGGGCGCUGAUAUGGGGUGUGCACCACUCAUUUGCAGUUGUGCUGCUGCUCCACAGAGGGGCGUCAGAGAGCAGGUGGAGCUCCAGCCCUGGGCAGCCGGACAGGCGUCGUUCACAGCAGAGGUGGAGCGCUUCAUCGCCUUCAUCACGACCCCACAGGUACAGUGCUCACAGUGGCUCUUCCCAGGUUCUUCCAUGGGGGGGCGGGUUCCGGUGACCCCCUGGGCCCUGUGUGCGGAUGGCUGGGGGCCACCUGUGAGCACAAUGCAGCCCUGCGUGUCCUACUCCUUCAGCAUGGACCAGAAGGACGCCUCCUAUGUGGAGAGGAUGCUGCAGGCCGGCUGCGAGGUGCACCAGUUUGAUCCGAGCCAAAAGCGGGAGUCCGCCUCGGGCCGCCUCCGAGGACACCGCGCCUGGCUGGACUGGCGGACCCCCCGGCGGGGGUCGAGGAACAGGCCCGCCAACGCCGUGCCCAGGAAGCUAAGUGCCAUCAUGGACAUGCUGGGACACACAGAGGUGCACUUCCUCAACGCGGACCUGGAGAGCGCCGAGUGGCGCCUUCUGGAGAGCUGGGCCAUGGACGGGACCCUGAACCGCAUCUGGCAGCUGCUUCUCACGGUGCAUCUGCAUUGGGCCGGGUUCGAGGUGGCCGGCAGCGAUGCGGAGGUGGUGCGGUUCUGGUACAGCGUGCUUCACCGCCUCCGAGCCUCCGGCUUCCGUCUGCUGCACAGCGCCGGGGGAGCGGGCCGGACCGUCCUGCGACGCCCGCUGCCCGGAGCCCGCAGCGCCUACAGCCUGACCUGGGUCCGAAAGAGGGGGCCCGGCUGAGUCGCUCCUCCCCCGCCGGGCAUUCCUGCUUUCCCAGGGCUUCGUGACCACGGUGACGAAUGUCAUGGCGCACCCUGCAGCCGCGUUUGCGCCGCGAUCAUAAUCGUUUUGAGCGAUUCUCCUUCCUCGAUGCAGUAUGGACUUUGUCGGCCCACUGCCGAGAGUGGAAAUGGCGCUCUGAGCAACAUCGCACACCGCUGAGUCACCGAAGCCGGACGGAGCUGCGCCCCCCGGUGGCCGAGGACAGAACUGCGUGUGUGCAGCUCACACAGGACUGAAGCUAGAAACCUUUUUUUUUUUAAAAAGUAUACCAAGUACGUUCCUUUUUUUUUAUUUAGGGCCCUUUCUAUCGAAAUGCUAUUUUCUUCUCAGUCACUCAGUUUUAUUAUUCAUUUGUCCUGGUCAGGGUCACGGCGGUCCGGACCCGAUAACUGGGCGGGGGGGUAACUUUCUUGUGUUAUAUCUGU
Molecule: messenger RNA, 1349 nt
Organism: Scleropages formosus (Asian bonytongue)
Lineage: Eukaryota; Metazoa; Chordata; Actinopteri; Osteoglossiformes; Osteoglossidae
Product: methyltransferase-like protein 24
Exons: 4
Coding region: 67-882 (271 amino acids)
Source: RefSeq, a predicted model, not a curated record